AUGAUUAUUGGCAAAGAGCAUUUAACUUUGGAGGGGGUAAACCAAAUAAUUUCAAUAAAAGCUGUGUUUAAUAAUGGUUUAUCAGAUGAUUUAAUGGCUCUUUUCCCAGAUAUUGUACCGGCAAUUAGACCGUUAGUGCCGACUUCAAUAAUUAUUAAUCCUAAUUGAUUAUCUGGUUUUGUUAGCGGUGAAGGUUGUUUUAUGGUAAAGCUAAUAAAGUCUUUUUCUGGUAAAAUCAGAUUUCAAGUACAAUUAAGCUUUGUUGUUACUCAACAUUGUCGUGAUGUCUUGUUAAUGAAAAGUUUGGAGAGUUAUUUAGGGUGUGGUAAAGCUUCUAUUACUAAAAGAGGUGAGGUUGUUUUUGAGGUUAGAAAACUUUUAGAUCAAACUGAAAAAAUUAUACCGUUUUUUAGUAAAUAUCCGAUCAUGGCUAUAAAAUCCAGAGAUUUUGAGGAUUUCUGUAAAGUAGCUAAUAUAAUGGAACAGAAGAAACAUCUCACAGAAGAAGGUUUAAAUCAAAUCCGCGAUAUAAGAGCAGGUAUGAAUUCUAGUAGGAAUAAGGGAGGCGGAGAGGGAAGGGUUUCUAGCAAACCCUACCUUGAAGGCCUUAUAGAGGGAGGACCGGUUAACCAGUCGGCUACCCCUCCAGUGCUUCCAGUGCUUCUAGUGCCCUGUCUUUUAAAUAGUGAAAAUAACAAUACUACAAUAAGUAGCUUACUUAUGGAUACACAAUCAGCCGAAAACUGUGAAGGAUUCUCAGAGACUGCACGUCAGUUACCUGGUACUGAAGAUUAUAAAUUUUGAAAUUGAUUUGCGGGUAUAAUAGAUGGUGACGGUAAUUUUGAUAUUAGAACAGAUUUUUCUAAGACUACGCACGCGAAACACAAGAAAAAAAUUCUUAAACAAAUUAGAAUCAAGUUACAUAAUAGAGAUAUUAGAAUAUUAAGUCGUAUACAAGAUUAUUUACACAUAGGUAGAGUUAGAGCGGAUAAAAAUAAGCCUUAUUCUAUCUAUAUAGUUUCCACUAGAGAAGAUAUGAUCUAUCUGGUUAAACAUUUAAAUGGUUUAAUUAGAUUAAAAGUACCUGCUUUUAAAGAGGCUUGUCUUUUAUAUAAUAUAGAUUAUAAGGAAGCUAAUUAUAAUAUAGAACUAUAUGAUCCAUAUUUUUCCGGGCUAGUGGAUACUGAUGGUAGUAUAGUUUUUAAUUAUGCAGGUAAUAGAAUAGAAUGUAACUUAGAAUUCCAACAUAAUGAAUAUACUUCUAAGUUAAAUUUUGAUAGUACUAUAUUAAAAUCUAAACCUUAUAUUGUAACACGAAAAAAAUCUUCAGCUAAGGCUGGUUCUCAUACUUCGUCAAGAAGAGAUUUUACAUCUAUCGCAUUCAAAUUUCAAAACGUUAAUAGUAUGCUAUUUAUAUAUGAUUAUUUUAUGCGUAAUAGAUUAUAUUCUAAUAUGAAGUUCUAUAGAGUUACUCAAAUUAAAGGCUUUAUAGAGAUUAGAAAAUAUAAAAACUCACCUAUAUUUAGUAUAGAGCAUAAAAUAUAUUCAAACUUUGUCAUAAAUUGAAUUAAAUAUGAUAAUCCCUUAUGAUAUAAAGUACCUUUUGUUACUAAAUAUCUCUUAUAUAAAUAGUAUUUAUUACAGGUAAAGAUACAGUCCACCAUAUAAAUACACAUGUAUUAAUAUUUGCAUUGCCAUGCCCUCACUCACCUUACAAUGAUGGUAGUAGUGGUUGGGCCGUUAGAAAAUAUUUUUAAUAAAACUUUUUUUGAGUUUACUGUACAUAAUAAAGCUUACUCUAGAUCAACUCUCAAAACGGCUUGCUUCUUUUCCCCCAAGGGAAUGAGGGGGGAAGCCGGGUUGAGUUGCUUCGCAUGCCUUAUUUCAUCAGCAAGAAAAACUUAUUUGAAACAGAAACCUGUUUGUAUUAUUUCUUCUAAAGCUUAUUAUUCUACUUUACCUAAGUCAGAGUUAGCUGUUUUCCCUACGGAUACAUCCGUUACCUAUGAAAACCCUUUAAAAAGUAGACACGAUAUUUGUUUUAACUAUAAAAAUUUUAGAGGGUGUUAUCUAUGGACUUCAAAAACUACAGGUAAACAAUAUAUAGGUAGUUCUAUAAAUUUAAGUCUAAGACUUACUGAAUAUUUUAGAGAAAGCUAUCUAACUCUGCAAAGUGGAAGAGGUAGUAUAAUUUGUAGAGCUAUACUUAAAUAUGGUCAGGAUGACUUUUAUUUAUCUAUUCUUAGUUUAGGCUCUUUAGAAGGUAAAUAUACUAAAUAUUCUUCAAAUAAUCUUCCAGAUUUUGUUGUACUAGAACAAAGUUAUCUAGAUAACUACAAAAUGGAAUAUAAUGUUAAUAGGGUAGCUAGUACUAAAUAUGAAUCUUUAUAUGUUUCGGUUAAUAAAGGUGAGGCCAAUGCUUCAUAUAAUUUAAUAGGUGAAGAAGCUUUUGUAUGAGACAGAAAUCACUCUGCAGAAUUAAAAGCUCAUUGAUCUAGGUCAAGAGGUAAAAUUACUUAUUAUAUAUAUUCUAAAAAUAGUUUUGAACUAGACAUUAUUUUCCUUAGUUCAAAUAAACUGGCUGCUUUUUUAAAAGUUAAUGUAGUAGUUGUUAAACAAAUGACAGAGCUGAUAGAAUCUUCAGAACAUUCUGCUAUAAGGUGUGAAGAUUAUAUUAUAUCACUAAAGCCUUUAAAUUAUCAAAAUUUAGCUGAUAAUAUGGAUGUCUUGUUGAAUUUUUAUAUCAAUUCAAGUAAAACUCGUGACAGAAAACUAGGAGUAGAGGAAUUGAAAAAAGGUAGAAAAAGUAUAACUAUUUAUGGUUUUAAUCCAGAAACCAAUGAGUAUAAAAUUUGACCUUCUAAGGGAGAAUGUUUAGAAGAAUUAACAGGGUAUUAUUAUACAAAUGUUAGAACUAUUAACAGAAGAAUCGAUAAAGAUUUAACAUAUAAAGGUUAUUAUUUACAAACUAAGCCUUUUAAGGAAAAUACUUAGAAAGAUAGUUAUAAGUAAUGAAGCUUUUUUUAAUAAUGUAAUUUGUUUACGAAACCUUUAGCCUACAUUUUUCUGGUGCUCUCCUCCUCCUCCUCCUCCUCCUUUUGCCUUGCACAGAAGCAAUGGUCAGGUCAGGUCAGGUCAGGUCGCAAGCAAAAAAAAGAUAAUAACUAAAUAUUUUCAUUUCGUGUAGCGCGUGUUAUAUAAUAUAUAUAUAUAAUAUGUUAGCAUUUCCACUACGUUUUAAGUAUGGGAGCCGUAUUUGCAUUAUUUAGUGCAUGAUACUUUUGAAUACCUAAAAUACUCGGAUUAGAAUAUGAUCAAAAGCUAGGUAAAGUUCACUUCUGAUUACUAUUCAUUGGAGUUAACGUGACAUUUUUCCCUCAAGUUGGGGGGCUACAGUAGGAAUUGUGUAGUGUAAAAGGGAAAUAUAAUAUAUUUAACACCCUGAAAAACUUGGCAAAUUGCUGGAAAGACGUAUAAUUUAAACCUAGUUAUUACGACCAAUCAGCAGGCAAUCUUUCUUAGUAUAACUAAGAAAGGAGCUUCAACGAUCAUACGCCAGGUACCCGACACCUUUAAUAUUUUAUUUAUUUAUUUAGGAAGGGUAGUGAUAUGAUCUACAAAUUAUUGGUGACUAAUAAGCACUUCUAAUUUAUCUAAUCUAGAUUCACCUGAAAUUUUUUUAUCUAGUUCUUAUAACUUGAGUCUUCAUACACAAAAUUUGGCUAUUAUGAUGCCAAAACGUUUUUACUCUACUAGUUCUGUUGAUAAAGUGUUAUCUUUUCAUGGUAAUAUAGAUAAUAAAGAAUCGAUUAAGUUUGAUUCUCUUGAACAAGCUUGUAAAGAAAUUAAAUUAAAAUACUUAGGUGUUUCAGGUGUUUAUAAACUAACAUCUAAAAAUGACUCUUCUCGUUUUUAUAUAGGUAGUUCUAAUAACUUAGUUAGAAGAAUGGAGGAAUAUAAUAAAUUAACCAAAGACUUACGUAAUCCUCAUUCAGCUUCUGAAUUGGAAAUAUCGAAAACUUUAGCUUUAGAUUGAAGACUAGAGUUUAUAUAUAUUACUACUCCUCAAACUUCCUUAGUUUUUGAACAAUAUGCUAUUAUUAAACUUAAACCAACUAUUAAUAGUACUUAUAAAGUUAUUCCAAGGGUAAAUCCUCAAUGGGAUAAUUUAGAUAAUGCUAUUUUAACUAUCGAAAAAUUAUUAUCAUUAUUAUCUAAAGAUUCUGAAGGUUAUAUUAGAUUAACUGUUUUUCUUAAAACAUUUAAAACGGCUAAUUCUUUAAGUUAUAGAUCUGAAGAGGUAGAUAAUUAUUAUUCUGGGUUUUUAGUGUUUGCAUAUCUUGUUAAUUCACCUGAUAAAGAUCCUAUUGUUUAUUCUUCAAUAAACAGGGCUUUAAAAGGGUUAGAGAUUAAUUACAAUACAUUAUUGAAUCAUAUUAACCAUAAAUAUCUUUAUAAGUCAAGUCUUUUAUUAUCUUUUGAACCUUUAUUUGUAGAGAAAUUUUCUGAAUAUAAAGAAAAACCAACAGGAGACAAUCAACUUAGAAAACACAUUGUUGUUUAUAAUCAAGACAAUGAUAUAUUAAUAGAAUUUAAAUCUGGUAGAGAAAUGGCUAAAUAUUUUAAAAUUGAUGGUAAAGUAGCCAGAGCUGCUAUAGCCCAUGGUGAGUAUCAAGACUUUUUACUAAUAUCUAGAGAAGUGUCCAACCGUAAAACAAUUUAUGUAUUUGAUAAUAAUUCACAUGAAUUAAUAGAUGAAUUAAAAAGUAUAACUAAAGCUUUGAAAUAUGCUAAAGUUAACUUUUAUACAUUAAAAAGUUUGAUUGAGAGUGGGCAUUCUUAUGAUGGUAAAAUAUACAGUUAUAAAGAUAAAUUAUAGUUUUACAGUGCGUACGUUGCAAUAGAAAGCAACAUUUUUUAGGUCUACAAGGAAUGCCGCGUCGAAUAAGCGAUUACCCUGAUGCAUUUGCGGGUUGA
Messenger RNA from Hymenoscyphus albidus, 4977 nucleotides. The record is from the annotation of a GenBank genome assembly. Lineage: Eukaryota; Fungi; Ascomycota; Leotiomycetes; Helotiales; Helotiaceae.